GACCAUUACUUAAUUGCUCUGCUUACGACCUGACACUACUUAGUACUUAAUAAUAUUCCCCAAACCAUAAUGGCGAGAAAACCCACAGAAUACACUGAUAACUGUAACGAGCAAGCUCUGAAUCAGGAUUCAGGAAAGGGAAGAAUCAAUCAGGAAACAACUGAGACCUCAGCCCCCCCAUGGCCACUGACUUCAAGUCAAUCCCUAUCAUCGAUAUCGGUCCUUUACUGUCGAAGAGCGAUGACCCGGAUAUGGGUUCGGACCCGGGUGUGGCUCAAGUUGUCGAACAGCUGGAUCGGGCUUGUAGGGAAGCUGGCUUCUUCUAUGUGAAAGGCCAUGGCGUUCCAGAUCCCCUAGUGAAGGAGGUCAGAAGUAUAGCACGCAAGUUUUUCCAUCUUCCCUAUGAAGAGAAGCUUAAAAUCAAAAUGACACCAGAAGCUGGAUACAGGGGAUAUCAGAGGCUUGGAGAGAAUAUAACCAAAGGUGUUCCUGAUCUGCAUGAAGCUAUCGAUUGUUACACAGAAAUAAAACCAGGGAGGUAUGGAGCUCUUGGAAAGCCUAUGGAAGGACCUAACCAAUGGCCACAGUAUCCGCCAAACUACAAAGAACUGAUGGAGGAGUACAUAAGCCUAUGCUCAGGCAUGAUUUUUUGUCCACUCUUUACCUUCGUUUGUUCGUCUGAACUAUCGAGGAAGAUCAUGCGAGGAAUUGGUUUGGCAUUGGGUGGAUCGCCGUCGGAGUUUGAAGGCGAUAGAGCUGGAGAAGCGUUUUGGGUGACGCGGAUCAUAGGUUACCCUGGUGUACCUGAUGCAAAUGGAGAUAACAAAACUGACAAUGAUGUGGGAUGUGGAGCUCACACCGACUACGGUUUGGUGACGUUGGUCAAUCAGGAUGAUGAUAUAACUGCACUUCAGGUGAGGAAUCUGUCUGGGGAAUGGAUAUCUGCUCCUCCGAUACCCGGGACAUUCGUGUGCAACAUUGGGGACAUGUUGAAGAUUUGGAGCAACGGUCUGUAUGAGUCCACUCUCCAUCGAGUUGUCAAUAGCAAUGCCAAAUUUCGUGUCUGUGUUGCUUACUUCUAUGAGCCAAACUACGAUGCCGCCGUGGAGCCCUUAGACUUUUGCAUCCAGAAGAGUGGUGGUGUUAGGAAGUUGGGAAAAGCUGUUUAUGGAGAACAUUUGGUCGCCAAAGUUCAAACCAAUUUCGCCUGAAAUGUCUCUGACGUUGGUUCAUACUGAUGUUGUACUAUGGUUUUAUAACUUUCAUUGCAAUGUACUAUGUAUAGUCUUUUCUCAGAAGCACAUUUUCGGAAUAGUUCAAGAAACCUAGAAUAAAAACAAGAGGAGAGCCCAUAGGAGUAACCCUUCCAAUGGUGAGAAUAUAACAAUCUGAAGUUUCCUGUCAAAUGGUCUACAAAACAUACAAGUGGGCUAAUUCCCAUCCCACAACCCGGGAAGACGAAACCAGAAUGGGUACUACGAAGUAAGAACAUCAACAGAAAACCUGCAGGCUGCCAUCCUAUGAAUCACAGUACAAACUGAACAUACACUGUAUAGGUUAUACACCGUACCUUGUUCAUGACGAGAGGAUGAAUAUUGAAUAGAACAGCCAGCUGCUCUUAAUUCAACUAGCAGAAGUUCUAGGACUUGGCUACACCCUUAUCCUUGAGGUAAAGCGGAAUCCUCCCGCCUAGCUUCUUGAGACGAUCCACCAUAUCAUACAAAAAUUCAAAGGUCAGCUUGGAUUGUGCAUUCAGAUCCUCUCUAACAUGAGGAUGAACCCUGAACCACUCCCCCAGCAUCUUAUGCACAUGGGAACGGAUCAUUCUCCACGGCACUGGGUACUCUUCGCACAGCUUCAAAUACUCCACAACCAAAUCAGCCUGGUCGAGCAAUCCAUCUCUGUGCAUUUCUUCUUCCCCGCCAGGGGAAACCCAUUCAGGAGUCCGGUAUCCAGCAAACACCGCUGGAUUCUCGAGCAGAGUCUCGGCCGAGAGCACACCUUCCACGCCUGUCUCAUCCAAACAGUCGUGAACGUCUUCCAUGUGGCGGAUGUUGCCAUUGGCAAGAACAGGAAUUCUCACUGCUUCUCGUACGGCUUUAAUGACUUUCCAGUCGGCCCUGAACUUCUUCCCAUCCUUUUCGUCUCUUGUUCGGCCAUGGACUGCCAGCACCCAGCACCCAGCUUCCUCCAACAUCUUCGCGUAGCUAAUUGUAUCCUCCAAUUUGGGGAAGAUUCGGAUUUUACAAGAGACACGGAUGUGGUUCAGGGCCAGCUUUUCAACCAGGGACUUGACGAGUGGCAGGUUGUCCAUUAGAAAAGCUCCGUAAUACCCUCGCCUGGCAAUCCGCUGAGGGCAACCGAAAUUUAUAUCGACAUAGUCGCAAUGAGGCUGCACCCUCCCAGCAGCUUCAAGCAAGGUGUCUGGAUCAUUGGCACAAAAUUGAACGAAAAGCGGCCGAUCCUCCUUGCAAGUGGUGAACUCUUGGCUGCGGUACUUCUCAUUCUCGGUGAAAAUCCUCGAAUGAAGCAUUGGAGUGUAAGCAGCUUCUGCACCGUACUUUCUGCAGAGCAUCCGAAAGGGGAGCUCGGAAUUGUCCACCAUCGGAGCAACGAUGAACUUGGGGCGACCAAGCUCGAUCCAAUGCGCCCAUGCUCGUUCCGCCCGGGACUCCCCGGUAAGGUAACCGUUGGGCGAAGGGGAGACGCCGAAUGCCGCGGUUGAAGUGUCCUCUUCUUCUGUUUGGGCUGCGUCUUGGUGUUGGAGAGGGCUGCUGGAACAGAGUGAAUCGUCGGGAGUGGGAGGUGGGUCAAGAACUUGGGUGCCGGAAGAAGCCAUGAGAGGUCUGGUUAGCGGGAAGAUGAGAGGGUUGGGAGGAGGACGGGGAGAGAAGACGGAUCUCAUCGGCGGGCGACGGGGAGGGAGAAGAAACCCAUCGCCGCCAUUGACGAGGGAUUUUGGGGGGGGAAGGUUUCCCUC
Molecule: messenger RNA, 2980 nt
Organism: Linum tenue
Lineage: Eukaryota; Viridiplantae; Streptophyta; Magnoliopsida; Malpighiales; Linaceae
Source: the annotation of a GenBank genome assembly